Hyla sarda is the source of this 5028-nucleotide messenger RNA. It is a transcript of the gene IL17RC, whose product is annotated as interleukin 17 receptor C. Bases 386 to 2668 code for a protein of 760 amino acids. The record is from RefSeq and is a predicted model, not a curated record. Gene Ontology annotation, molecular function: interleukin-17 receptor activity. The transcript has 20 exons. Lineage: Eukaryota; Metazoa; Chordata; Amphibia; Anura; Hylidae.
CAGGAAAGGACGUAGGACUGACUCGCAGGGGUCCUAUAGAACGCAGGGACUAUACACGUUGGGACUGUAUUUGGCAUCUUGAUACAUUACUAUGAGUUUUCGGGAGCUUCUGGAGGUCGGAUGAAAAAAAAAGAGUUUGACAAGGAACCAGCUUCAUCUAGGAGACAAGAAAGAACAGUCAGCUCCAGCAUCAGGACCCCUGACUGUCCUCGGACUCUGUCCUCCCUCCUCGUUCCUAUCACCCCAUAUUUCUUAAUUCUACACCCCAACUUUUUUCUAACGUUUAUUGGUGACCGGUCGAAAGAACUUUGCCAUUUCCUUACUUAUUAACUACACUUAGGAGGAAUAGCUGUAGAAGAGCUUUGAUACUUAAGGGAAACUGAUAAUGAAGGGCUUAUCUUUCUGUCAGCUCCUGCUGGCAUUGAUCUUACACUAUGGAAUCUGUGGACAGCAGGAGAUUACAUUGGAGACCCUUCCAACUAAUGCACAGGAUAUAACCUGUACAGGGGGUCUUCAGUGCAAUUCCUCUGACACUUUCUGUAUCCUUGGAAACAUAGAAACAUCUGAAUUUCCUGUUUUGAUACCAACGAAUAUCAGAGCGAAAACAGUGAAAAGGUGCGACGAUCAAAAGGGAUGUCAUCUCUGCGUUCAAGUCACCAUGGACAUAUCUGUGGCUUUCUUAUUAGACUAUUCUGAUGAACUGGGCUCAGGUGACUGUGAUGAUGAAUAUGAUUACUAUGAAGAUUAUGACUAUAUUGAAGACUACAUGGAAAACAAUGACUCGACCAAUCUCAGCCUGUAUAUAACAGUUAAUAAACCCAGCAAUGAUUCCUUGCUCUGUGCCAACCUUUAUAUAAUGCGGGUAGUCCCGACCAGCUAUUUAUGUUCCUUUGUCAGAGUUUCAUUGCCUCAGUCAUCUGUUCCACAGAUAAAAGACACCAAGACCAGCAUAAAGGUGGGAUCUGUAGUGUAUAAUAGCAUUAAUGCAAGACCUGGCAAUGACUUUAAUGUCACUUCCUAUACAAACCCAAGGUAUUUUGAGGAACUUCAUGUGCACCAUAGCUUGCCAGGUUGCACAGAGCUGGAUCCCAAGGAAAAUAUUGUGGAAUGUGAAGCACCCAGCCUGAAAUUUGAUGUUGGAGAUGAUGUGUCUGUUGGCGUACUUAACGGGACCUCUGACAGGAACAUAAAAUUACGGGUCUUUCUUAAAUCCAGAAAUAAAAGAAAUGACACGAUACAUAUUUUACAUGGAGAAGAACGUUUCCUUAUUCCCAAAGCAGAUAUCGUUCCAUGUUUGUGUUUUGAGGCUAGUUACAGUCAUCUGAAUGAUGGAGUCAGAAACGCAUACUGCCCAUUUACAAACUAUACAGAAGAGAAGAUGCUGAAUGAGUCGGCUCUUGUUGUGAAAAUAGAGUCCAACAUGCUGCUCUAUAACCUGUCAGCAACCUGUAAUCUGUCCGCCAAAUUUUUACUUUGUUGGAAACCCAACGAUAAUUCAGAAUGCCAUGAAAUUCCUUACACCAGGCAGGAGAUUCAGAGCGAGGUCAUUGGAUCCCUGAAGCUGGAUCAUCUGCACCCUUCUCUAUGUUUACAGGUGUCGGUUAAAAAGAAAAUCAAUCACACCUUCUGUUUACCCGUGAAUGCGACAAAGCAGAAGAGUUAUGAAACCACCGUCCUUGUCCUGAAGCAGAAACAUGAAAACACUUCUUUCUGUUUUGUGGGAGAAAACAAGUGCAUUACAUUGGAAAAUACAACCAUCCAGUCUGGCCUUGCGAUUUGGGUGGAGGGGAGUAAGAUGACAAGAGAAGCACAAUUCCUUGAGCGGAAGGUAGUAGAGGAUAUCAUCACAGAACAAUGUAUAAGGAUCUUCAGAUCUGGUAAAAAUCACGAGUUCUAUGCCUGCAAUGUGACUAAGUAUAUAAGGACCAAAUGGAACUGGUCCAGGGUGUUGUGCCUUUUGGCUGUCGCCAGCGUGCUGCUGAUUCUACUCCUAAAAAAUGAGAACCUCAAAAAAUGGAUAAAGGCAGUGACUGCAGAAAAACCCCUCAGUGACAUCUUCAAUAACCGUAGAAUCUUGAUUCUAUAUUCUCCUGACAGUCUGGAAUAUGAAAACCUAGUCCUGAAGUUUGCCUCUUCUUUAAAGGAUCUACAGAUGGAUGUGGUCUUGGACCAAUGGCAUCGUGUCAAGAUAAGUGAAAUUCAUCUCCUGCCUUGGUACCAUCAACAAAAAUCUAUUGUUUUCGAGAAGGGAGGUUUGAUCAUCCUUCUUUUCUCUGAAGGAGCCAGAGACAAGUACAGAACAUGGCAGAAACAGGAUGUAACACAACGCAUUGACCUCGGUCCUAACCAGUCUUUUGGAGCGGUGCUAAACUGUGUUCAGUCGGAUUUUUGUAACAAUAAGGCCAAAGGGCAUUAUAUUGUUGCCACUUUCAGCCCUUCCUGUUCUGUCCCUGCACCAUUUGACUCAGUCCCUGUCUGUGAGAUACCAUUAUGUCUUGAAACAUUAUUAAAGGAAAUUGCAGGGGUCAAUGCCAAAAAACUUGGCUCUAAGCAAGUCAGACAGCUCUCUACUAAAAUCCGGGAAAGACUCAACAGCAAAAUCAAGCCAGAAUCUGUGAAUUCUAGUGUCGCUGUGGAAUUACAGCCCUUAAUGCAGGGCACAAGAUAACAUUUCAUAGAACUAUGGAUGAGGAUACAGGUACAAACAAUGCUGAAGAGCAAACUAGACUGUGAACUGGUUGGGAGACAGUGUUUUCAAAAGCUGUUGAAGGAAUCGAGAUAUCACCCAGAAGUGAACAUUCCUCCUCUUGAGUAAAGUGUAGAAAAUGUGAAAUGAGUGUACGGCUGGCACCAGUUUUUAAGAAUAACUUAAACUAAAACUAACAUGUAUGCUCAUGUACAUACUGUACACUAGAUGGCACAGAUACCAUAUUGAAGUUUAAAUCUAUGUUGAAGAUAGUGGAGUCUAGUUGCCUCCAAAAAUAAAGAAACUCGAUUAUGGUAGAGGCUCUUAAAGGGGUUUUCCACCAUUAGGUAAUUUUAGCAUUUACCUGCCAGACAGUAAUGGACGUGCUUAAGAAGGAUCUGCCAUCAAGGACAGGUACAGACACUAUAUUGUGAACUACACAACUUUACAGCCCCUGUAAGAUAGUAAAAUAAUUUUAAAAAAUCCUGGAAUACCCAUUUAAAGGAAUGUUUAAAGGGGUAUUCCAGGCAAAACCUUUUUUUAUAUAUAUCAACUGGCUCCGGAAAGUUAAACAGAUUGGUAAAUUACUUCUAUUAAAAAAAUCUUAAUCCUUCCAAUAGUUAUUAGCUUCUGAAGUUUUCUUUCUAACUGCUCAAUGAUGAUGUCACGUCCCGGAAGCUGUGCAUGAUGGGAGAAUAUCCCCAUAGGAGCUGCACAGCUCCCGGGACGUGAGUCAUCAGAGAGCAGUUAGACAGAAAACAACAACUCAACUUCAGAAGCUAAUAACUAUUGGAAGGAUUAAGAUUUUUUAAUACAAAUAAUUUACAAAUCUGUUUAACAAACCAGUUAAUAUAUAAAAAAAAAAGUUUUGGCCUGGAAUACCCCGUUAAUGAGAAAGUAACCUAUGGUAUAAAAGUUUUUACGUUAAACAGAUUUAAGAUUUUUUUAAAUUUUUUUUAACAUUUUUUUAUCUGCUAGCUGUAUUGAAAAACAAUCCUGAAAUCUUGAAGUUUUCAUUCUGGACACUAAGCCUAAUAAUAAGUUGAUGCUUACUGUUUUGUGAAAAACACUGGUUAACAGUACUUUACUUAUCAUUACAUGUGAGAUUACACAGAGAAGUGAGACCAGUAUAAAGAUAUAUAGGUGAUGGUUAGAGCUCAGUCUCCAUCUGUCCCUGCACAGUGAUCUCUAAAGAAGUCACAGAGCAUGCCUAGAAAUCUCCUAUAAAAUUGAAUGGCCCCAUUCAGUCUAUAUUCUGUGUAUAUGGGGCUUGAUGUAAAGCAUAGCUCUUACUGUUGUUGACAGCAGCUAAGACAGGAUGGCUGACACCAUGAUAAUUAAAACAAACACAUUAAAAUAGAAACAAAUUAGAAAAAGAGCAUGCUUCAUUAUUUGGUUCUAAAAAGUGAAAGUGUAGCAGGAUCAUUACAAGUCUGUGUAUUUAUGUGAUUUUGGUUCUAAUAAGUAUGAAAAAAAAUAAAUAAACCAAAAAAAACUCAGAGAUAUAUUAAGUUUAAUGCCUUUGAAAAACAAUCAGCUCCAAGUUUUAUCAUUUUAGCCUGCAGCCUCCAUUGGAGGGAGCUCAAGAGCUUGUUGCAUACUGCUAUAUUAUUGGGCUUAAUGUAUAAACAGUAUGCAGUAAGCCGCCAAGCUCUCACUAGAUCCGACUUUCAUCAUUCAGUUCAGAAAAAUAAAGCUGCGACCACUGUAAAGAUAUUAAUAUCCACAGAAUAGGGGAUAGGUAGCUGAUCACGGGGUGUCCGACCACUGGGACCCCCCUUAAUCUCUGGAUCUAGACCCUGGCUCUCAGUAAGGAGUGUGUGUACAGCACUCUGGCAUCUCCGGCGCUCCCAUAGGAAUGAAUGGAGCAGGGAGGAGGGUCCCAGUGGUCGAACCCUAGCGCGAUCAGCUACUUAUCCAUUAUACUGUGGAUAGGGGUUAAGAUAGUUUUCAUUAGACAACUCCUUUAAAUAAUAUUUGACUUCCUGUUUCUCAUUCAAGGGUGGGUUCACAUGUAAUUAAUUUGCUGCGGGAAACCCACGGAGGAUUAGUUACAGUACAUGUAACCCUACCCUUAUUCAGAUAAUAGACUGCUUUUUUUUUGUCAAUCUCUGAUAUUCAGAGCAUUUCCUAUUUCUUAUGCAACCCUGACAAUUAGUUUCUAUGAAACAUGUCUGGAGUAUUCAUUGCUGUCUCUACUUGAAUGUAUGUUUGUAAUUAUUUCUUAAUUUAUGUUCUCAUCUAUGAAACUGGUUUAAGAAAAUUGUAAUUACAAAAGUAAAAAAAAAAAAAAAAAAAAAAAGGAAAAUCUUUAAUAUAACAAAAUGAAGGAAAUAAAAUUA